AUAAAGGAAAACCACCCAUGCUUUGUCAAGCAACCUGAUUGGACGUGCCCAUCUGCUGGUAUUAUUGUCGAUUGGCAGGGCUUUUUCCCUUGCGUUCUGCCUCUCAAGCACUUUCAAUCCCGCAAAAAGCCCCACGCAACGCCAAACAAACCGAUCACUCGUGACUAUUAGGUCAUAGUUUUCAUCUGUCUGGGAAUUUUCCCUGGUACUCAGCGUUUAAAUUUUGGUCCCGUCAGUGAAUCGCCAUUCUCGCUCGUAAAACAGAACGUGAUGGAUCCUAUUGUUAAGAAGCUGUUAGAGGGAAAGCCUGAAGACGAGAAAUACCAGGCUAUAGCCUUUUCAUUCGCUUGCCUGUUAACCGGACCAAGGGCAAACCAAAGCCGCGACGCACCGUUCAACAGUGGUAAGAUUUUAGGCCUGUUGACUUUAAAGUUUCUUCUCGCGUUUUGUCUUGUGGUCAUGUACUAAAUCGAAUUUAUCCUUCUCCUCAGAAGAACACGUGGCGAAGAAAGAUGCGGACCACGAACCGAAAUUUUCCUUCGAAGAAGUAAACGACGACGAAGAAGAUUCUUCAGGUACCGUUUGACUUUAUACUCGAUUUGUAUUUUUCAUUUGAUUGGUCUCUCUUAGUAGUAGCUCACUCUUACACAACGAUAUACAAUAAUAUAUGCAAAAAGGUAUGAGCGAAGCAAGAGAAAUAUUUUCGAGUAAACGAUACAACAAAAUGUAAAUCACUCAAGAUAAAACGAAGCAAUAGAACAAUUUUCGAGUAAACGAUACAACAAAAUGUAAAUCACUCAAGAUAAAAUUUUGCUGUGACUGCAUAUUCUAUAAAUUGUCUAGUGCAUCUUGUAUUAAAAUUGGCGAAAAUUUUAUUUAUAUAUUUUUCUUAUCCUAAACAUUUCUCUGGCGCCAUUUUCUCUAGACUUUCAUUUAAUAUAUUCUCAACACAACAUCUAACAUCGCUAUGUAUUUACGUCUUUCAGAAUGACGAACAAACAAGACAUCCAAGUUGAGAUGCUGAAUUAGGAUCCUACGAUCAAGGAUGAAGUUAUCUGAAAAUAGGCAGCUCUGCCAGGUCAAGAGGACGUUUUUCCCUUAACCGAGUAAAACUUUUUUUGCUGUUGACAUGCAGAUCAGCCAUCCUUCACCAAACUCAGAGGAAACGAGUCGAAAAUGAAAACCUCACAUGUGUUGUUAUGGUCAAUUACCUAAACUUUCGCUCUCGUUAAAAAUAUUCAACAUCUGCCACAAGUUAUCGUAAAGAGAGAAGUAUUUUGUUAUAUUCAACUUGUCAUCAAGAAACAGUAUCUAUAAAUUGCUAGCAAGCGCGCGGGACUUUUUAAGUCGGCGUGAAUGACGUAAUUCAUCCUUUCUGUCUUUAGUUACGUAUGUUUUUUUUCUUGAAAAGCUUGCGUUCUGCAACGUUUUUAAGUUAAACACAUAUCUGUAAAGUAUGAUGUGUUCUUAAAUAAAGUGGUUUAAGUUUCACGAUU
Molecule: messenger RNA, 1496 nt
Organism: Porites lobata
Lineage: Eukaryota; Metazoa; Cnidaria; Anthozoa; Scleractinia; Poritidae
Source: the annotation of a GenBank genome assembly